Messenger RNA from Blepharisma stoltei, 216 nucleotides. The record is from the annotation of a GenBank genome assembly. Lineage: Eukaryota; Ciliophora; Heterotrichea; Heterotrichida; Blepharismidae.
AUGCUUUCUGUAUGCAAAGAAUUUAGGAUUUCUUAUGAGAGCUAUUUAUCAUGUGAUUGCUGCGGUUUCCAAGGCCAAAAAAUUCGGACUGAACUAAGUUCUUUACUAGAAUUUUGCAUUGAUUCAGAUAUUAAAGAAUUCAAAGAAUUCCAUCAAUUUUUUAAUUUUAUAGAUUUAGAAAUACAUUUCAGCAAUGUUCACAUUGUAAAGGCGUAG